Molecule: messenger RNA, 2055 nt
Organism: Seriola aureovittata
Lineage: Eukaryota; Metazoa; Chordata; Actinopteri; Carangiformes; Carangidae
Product: claudin-3-like
Exons: 3
Coding region: 1-966 (321 amino acids)
Biological process (GO): cell adhesion; bicellular tight junction assembly
Cellular component (GO): bicellular tight junction; plasma membrane
Molecular function (GO): structural molecule activity
Source: RefSeq, a predicted model, not a curated record
AUGGGAGGGCAGGGCCGGCAGAUCGGGGGCCUGGCGCUAUUCCCUCUGUUUCCGUCUCAGGUGUGGGACGGUCUGUGGUUACACUGUAUCCUCCAGGCGACAGGUCAGAUGCAGUGUAAGAGACACACGUCGUCCAACACCAUGACCCCCGACAUCCAGGCCGGACGUGCCCUCACGUUGCUCUCCAUCCUCGCCGGCUUCCUGGGCUUCAUGGUCACCCUCCUUGGAGGAGGCGUAGCCAACUGUAGUGGAGCUCCACCUGACCCCGUUGAGCCUCCGUCCACGUCUUCCUCCAGAAAGAAGGUGCUGGAGUUGUACUCAUAUUGUGUGGACUGGGAGUUUUGCAGCUCUGCGUGUCUGCUGGGUGGAGCUCUGUGUGUCCUCUCUGGCAUCCUGUGUCUGGUUUCAGUCAGCUGGUCAGCAGGAGCAACCAUCUCAAUCUACAAUGACCCCUUUGUGGCUGCUGCCUUGAAGAGGGAGGUGGGCUCCUCCAUCUACAUCGGCUGGGCCUCCGCUGUGCUGCUCCUCCUCAGUGGCGCUCUGAUCUGCUUCGUCUGCUGCGAGAAGGAGAGACCCCCACCUUCCUACCACUCCUACAUGCCGUACGGCAGCAGCACUCGACUCAACAACAGUUCUUCCCGCAGGGACACUCUGAAGUCUGAUGUCAUGAGGUCAAACAGCUGGAGGAUGUUUGAUCAAUCGCCAAAUAGGAUGCUGGAGCACGUAGCCCAAGUGCAUGACUAUCACCCCCUGAAUAAAGCUCAGAGUUGGGCUGGGCUCUAUAAUCAUCCUCAGGGGACACAACCGGGGUCUGAGCAGGGGACUUUAGGCCGUAAUCUGUCAAACAGAUCAGGGACACCAGACGACGGGGAGGGCUUAUUCAUGGGAAUGAAACCAAAUCUGGUGCGCGACGUUCCCAGCAGAGCGACAACGGUGCCAAGUGAAUAUUAUUAUGAUAGGGUCUAAUCUGUAGGGAUGGACUGUUUUCGAGAAUGACUGCACACAGGACUUAGACGUCAAGUGUGGUCACUGAUCCUUUCUGUUUAAAUAUUAAUCCGUCCCCACUAUCGCAGCAUCUUCUUCGGACAAAUCAAUAAGGUUUGAUAUUAAUAACAAGCCUCUCGUGGCUGCAGCUUCAGGUUAAAGUAUGGUGCAGCACACACUUACAUACACACUUACAUACACACUUGCACAUAAGCACACACAUAUAUAUUCAUGCAGAAAUAUAAAUACAUCCUGAAACACACACACAAACACACAUAGAUGCAUUCUCACUUGCAUACACAUACAUACUGAUACACACAUAUGUGUGCAUGUUAUGCAUGUAUGUAUGUGUAUGCAUGUAUGUACAAGUUAAAUAUUCAAUUUUGGCCCAGCUGGCUUCUCACAUAAUACUGAACAUACAGUAAAUUAAUCUGACUGUGUGAAAUAAGAUGAUUUUAACAACUUAAAGGGUAUGUAUCAGGAAAUAAAAUAAAUAGAAUAAGAAUAAUAAGUAACAUAACACACAUUUCAUCUGAUAGAAUCAACAGGUUUCCUUUAAAGGAACCAGUUAGCUGCUGUCUUUAUCGUUUAUCGACACUUUUUGAAGAUGAAUCUAAGUUCCUGUUUAAACAUCGUCCUCCAGGGAUAUGGUUGUGAUAAAUGUGUCGACAAAACACAAACUGUUUUUAGCACUUUGUUUUUAGCUUGUGUGCUGGGCUAUACAUGAAAAACAAGGAAUAUAUAGCAUUCCUUUUAAUUAUACUUGUAUAUCCAUUUAUAGUAAUGGUUAUUUUCCUUCAUGUGGAUGUUUGCUUGAGGAAGAACAAAGAACAUGGUCAAAAUGUUUCUGAUAAAAAUGAACAGAGCUGUGACUCCAGAGUGUGUCUGCACUCUUUUUGUUCUGCUUAUCUAAUCAAAUAAAAAGAAACACAUUAAACUGGACACAGAUGAUGUUCAGCAAGUAUCUGCUGUGUCCUUCUGUGACACAGUGACUACUGGUGCUGAGCCGCCACCGAAAGGAGAAGGACAAGAAGGAGCUUCCCCGCAGGGAUGUCGUCAUCUUUACAUGCC